AUGCGUUCGUUUCCAUUGGACCUCCUGGCGGCAGCAUCCGCUCUGCUAUCGGUUUGUUCGGCAGCGUCAGUCGCUUCCCCGAAGCCCAACAUCCCUGAACGACCCCAUGUUGUCCCAGGACCUUUCAAUGCCGGGCGCGAUAUGCCAUUCUCCCCUCCGAGAGAAAAGGAUCGCUACUGUUACGUGAAGCCUGGGUGCGGGAUCAAGCGCGAUGAUGCGCCGAGAAUAUUGGAUGCCUUCAAGAAGUGCAACAAUGGCGGCACCGUUGUCUUCGACAAGUCAUACAUCAUCGGCUCGCCACUCGACCUCACCUUUCUGAAGCACAUUGAUGUUGUCAUCACCGGAUCAAUUGAGUUCAAUGAUGACCCGUACUACUGGGCCGAAAACAGUUUCAAGUUUGCCUUCCAAAAUCAAUCAGUUUUCUGGAAGCUUGGCGGAGAAGACGUCAACAUUUACGGUGACUUGGGCAAUGAAGAGUCUGUCAUUGAUGGACGAGGACAAGCCUACUGGGAGGCAAUCCAGACCAAUAAGAGCCUUCUGAGGCCCAUGUUGUUCUCAUUCGAAGGAGUGAAGGGGGCUACGAUGUCCCAUCUUCGCAUGCGAAACCCCCCUAACUGGUUCAAUCUGAUUGCCAACAGUACCGACGUUCUCAUUAGCAACAUGGACCUGAGAGCACAGGUUGGUCGGAGUCUGAAUGGCGUGCAAAUUGCCAACUCCGACGGCUGGGACACGUACAGAAGUUCAUUUGUCACUAUCCAGGAUUCCUUCAUUAUCAAUACAGAUGACUGUGUUUCAUUCAAGCCGAACAGCAGCAAUGUCGUUAUUCAAAACCUGGACUGCACCGGUUCGCACGGCAUUAGUGUCGGUUCUCUAGGUCAGUACAAGGGUGAGACCGACAUCGUCGAGAACCUGUACAUCUACAACAUCACCAUGGCCGACGCUAGCGAUGCUGCCCGCAUCAAGGUAUGGCCUGGAAUCGAGACCGCUUUCCAGACGUUGUUGAACGGUGGAGGUGGUCUUGGUCGGGUUCGGAACGUAACAUAUGACCUUUUCAAGAACAUCAACAACGACCGCGCCAUCACCAUUACUCAGUGCUACGGCCAGAAGAACCAGACAUUGUGCGAGGAGCAUCCCGCCAACUUGACUAUUUCGGAUAUUACAUUGAAGAACAUUUACGGCACAACAUCCGCCAAGCUUGACCCCCAAGCCGGAACACUGGUGUGCAGUGCUAAGGAUCGUUGCAGCAAUAUCCGUGCCGAGAACGUCACGGUGACAGUACCAAGUGGAAAGGCCCCAGUUUACGAGUGCAAAAACCUUGACAAAAAUCUCCUGCAGAUCAACUGCACUGCUAGCACUGGUGAGGACCGGGACACGUCUAACGGCUAA
Molecule: messenger RNA, 1386 nt
Organism: Colletotrichum truncatum
Lineage: Eukaryota; Fungi; Ascomycota; Sordariomycetes; Glomerellales; Glomerellaceae
Source: RefSeq, a predicted model, not a curated record